Molecule: messenger RNA, 1298 nt
Organism: Monopterus albus (swamp eel)
Lineage: Eukaryota; Metazoa; Chordata; Actinopteri; Synbranchiformes; Synbranchidae
Gene: smim10l3
Product: small integral membrane protein 10 like 3
Exons: 2
Coding region: 259-459 (66 amino acids)
Source: RefSeq, a predicted model, not a curated record
UACGGGAGUCAAUACCCGUAUUCGUUCAGCAUCCGUGUGUCACACAAAAAUCGCUCCUCCCUUUGAGCAUAGGAGGAAUCUGUAGAGAAGCUGUCGGGGUGGCGUUGUUCUACCAACACAAUUAGCCAUUGUAUGGAGUUCUGAGUCAUUCAACGAUAGAAACAUGAGCAGUCACUUAGCUUUCACCACUAUUCUCGCCGGCUUGCCUCACUAACUACCACAGUUACCCCACAAACCGCCGGGGCAGACUUCGCCUUUAUGGCCGGUCUGACUUACUUAGUACUCCGGUUUUCGGGCUCCGCUAGUCGGACUUAUGGAGUGUUUUCCAAAGGCUUGACAAGGACUUUGUUGAUAUUUUUUGAUCUUGCAUGGCGACUGCGAAUAAGAUUCCCAUAUAUCUACCUUGUCGCCUCGAUGAUGUUUAAUGUCAGAUUGCAGGUACACAUUGAAAUCCACUGAUGAAUCUCUAGUGCCUGCACUUGGAUUUAACAUAAUAAAUUGUGAGUACUGCCAUGUAUCAGCCGUCUAUAAAACAACUGGAUGACACUGCACAGCGAUGUGGAGGAAGAGGACGCUUAAUUCCGCAAACUGGUGUGACAGUGCAACAAAGUGAUAUGGCUGCUUGUUGUGGUCAGUUUUCGUCACAGCCACAGAGCCGAGAUGAGCAGUGAUACGUGAGAGAAGGGAAAUGAUGUUACGCAAUCACCUUCUUUAACUUGCCACCCAAGACUGAGGAGCCACUCGUCAUGUGCAUGAAGUUUGUGUCAGAUGAAGGAUGUAUUUUGACACUGCCUUUCCUAUCGAGGAGUGUGCAUGAAAACAGAUGAUUGUUACUGUGAAACUUUGUAGCUGCUUUCUUUUAUUUUAACACCUUUUCUGGGGUCCCAGUGUAAACAUCUCGCUGAAAAGAUUGGAACCAUUUCAUUUUAACUUAAAAAGUAAAUAUCUGCACCGCAUGACACAAACAAGCAUAGUUUCUGUGGCUUGGACACUUUACUUGAGGUUGGCGUUAACUGUAAAAGCGGUACAUGGAGACUUGUUGUAGGGCAACAGUACAGGUACCUUUACCACAUGUCAUCCUUGUGUUCAUACACACAGGUUGUUCUCCAUAGCCGUGACACUGGAAAGGUGACGUUAAUGUCAAAUGUUACCUGUAAAACAAUUUUUUAGCCUCAUUUGUCUGAAGUUUUUAUUUCUGUGAAAAAUAUCUGUGUGGUUUUGAAGUCACAUAAUCAAGGGUAAUGAUGAUUGAAACUGGGAAGUAAUAAAUGACUGAAAUCACUAUUCUCAGACUUUAU